UCAUACUUCAUUUUCGCUCCAACUUGGACAAUUGCGCUGUCGCUCUCCUGCGAUAGCCUGCCCAUUUUGUGGAGACUCCCUCGCGAGAUCGUCAAUUCCUGUACUAAUGGCCGUCUUGUCCUUGCUGCAACAUCUGGUGGUCAGUUCGUGCAUGGGACUUGAAGCCGCAGAUGACCUUGCCCCAAGGUGGUGUAGGAGUCUGUCACCUGGAUGGUCAGCCAUCCCUAUGCCUGUCAUUCAUUCCUCUGCGCCUGAAAAUUCCUACUCUUUAGUCCACGCUGAACUAAGCUUUCCGUCCACCACCCACACUAAUGCAGCUGUAGGCCCUUUCUGCUGCAGGGCACUCUCCCAGAAAGACGUCUUACCUCUGAACAUAAGUACGGCACGAGUCCUUCCAAAUAUGCCCCUCAUAUUCGGUAAACCCAGGGAGGAAAUUGGCAUUCGACGGAUUUCCUAUCUCUGAACACCUUUUCUCGCUUGCCUCGUCCCUCUACUAGGCAGUCACCUGCUAGGCAACACAACAAAACUUGUCUCAUCUCAGUCCUUCCUGACGCUGCGCCCUCCUGUGACUCGACCAGAGGCCGUACGCCCUAGACCCGCAUAUAAACCUUGCGGUGCUCAACUCUACAGUUAGCGAAACUACACCUCC
This is a messenger RNA of Cucurbitaria berberidis CBS 394.84, 649 nucleotides long. RefSeq lists its product as uncharacterized. The coding region runs from base 107 to 463 and encodes 118 amino acids. The record is from RefSeq and is a predicted model, not a curated record. The transcript has a single exon. Lineage: Eukaryota; Fungi; Ascomycota; Dothideomycetes; Pleosporales; Cucurbitariaceae.